Molecule: messenger RNA, 3098 nt
Organism: Mya arenaria
Lineage: Eukaryota; Metazoa; Mollusca; Bivalvia; Myida; Myidae
Product: alpha-taxilin-like
Exons: 14
Coding region: 151-2406 (751 amino acids)
Molecular function (GO): syntaxin binding
Source: RefSeq, a predicted model, not a curated record
AUUAAACAUCUUAUUCUGAACUUCUUUCCACUUCUGAACUUCUUUCCACAACAUUGAAGUAGAAAAUAUUUCAAAAUCAAAGGGACAACAUUAGAGUUGAACAUUAUCGUCAAGCAACUAUUUUGUCAGCGUGUGUGCUGAUGUGAUGCCAUGUUGAGAUGGCUGGGAAGCUGUAAAGUGUGCUGUUGUGAGAAGGACGUCCGUGACGUUGAUGGUCAGAAACCUAUCAUGGCUGCUUCACAAAUAUCUACAGAUACUCUGGAGUCAACACAGGAAAUGAACAUGGAGACCGUGGCAACAGAACAGCCCCAGGCCAUACCUUCCCCUGCACCUCAAGGGUCCAAUAAAGCGUCUGUUUCGGUUGGGAAGGGUUUGUCUUCAAACUCAUUCAGCUUGGAGUCUCUACAGGACGAUGACCUUGGCACCUCUGUUGACAACCUUAUUGACCUUCAGUCCUCGCAAGGGGUGCAGCCUGACCUCUCGGCAGGCACAUCCCUCUCCAAUUCUGAUUGCGGGCUCGGUGUAAAGGCCCUCUCUGAUGAAGCUAGUGCCCCCCUUGCCUCUCCAGAAAUAAGCAGGGAUAAGUCUAAGAUGAUUGAUGAAAUUGUUGAGACAGUAAUAGACAGUGAGGUCAAAGUGGAUGAGUUGGCUAAACUUGCUGCUCAGAUUGAUGAUUUCGACCCUUGUGCAAUGUUGAAAAAGUCUGAGGUUAAGGUGACUGAAACCGAGGUUAAAUUUACUGAAGAUCUUGAUAUAAAUGAUGAAAAAUUGAUAGAUGAAUUGAUCAAGGACAACGAUAAAAAAGAUCUUAGUGGAAGUAAAAAUGACAGGGAAGCAACUCCUGAAAAUGAGAAUGAAGGUGGAAAUAAAAGUAAUGAAAAACAAUCCUCCUCUAAAUCAGAACAAGAGGAGAAUGGGGAGAAGACAAAUGGCUCAAUGUCAGCGAGCACAGAAUCAGACGGUUUCGAGGAGGGAAGCCCAGUAAAUGGUGAGGGUGAGGGUGGGGUGGGGCAGGAGAAGGUUCCAGAGCCCAUGCCCAAGAAAACAGUGAAGGAGGAGCGGGUGAUUGAACAGAAGCCCGAAAACCGGUCGCCCACCAAGACCAGCAAAAGCAAGAGAAAGGAGGACAAAGGCAUUGAGCACAUCCUGAAGGCGUUAAGCAGCCUGCAGUCGACAGAGGAGAAACUGGCAGCCCUGUGUAAGAAGUAUGCCGACCUUCACGAGGAUCACCGCAUCCUACAGUCAUCUUACAAACAAACACAGAGAAAACUCACCGUGACAAGUCGUGAGAAGGACCAGUUGCAGACGGAGCACACGAAGGCCGUGAUGGCGAAGAGCAAACUGGAGAGCCUAUGUCGGGAACUGCAGAAACACAACCAAACCAUACGGCAAGAAAGUCUGCAAAGAGCCAAAGAGGAGGAUGAGAAGAGAAAAGAAAUCUCCCAGAAAUUCCAGACGACUAUAGGAGAGAUUCAGACCCAGAUGCAGGAGAACCAUGAACGGAACAAACAACUGCGGGAGGAGAAUUUCGAACUUGCUAACAAACUCAAGAAGUUUAUUGAGCAAUCAGAGGCCAGGGAACAGCAAGUGUCAAAGGUGAUCCAGCACCGUGAACUAGAGCAGAAACUAGCAGACGCCAAGUUGGAGCAGGCCUCCGCCAUCCUCAUGGAGGAGCAGGGACGCUCACAAAAAGAGAAGGAACUGAUACUCCUUCAGUCCACAGAAUAUCUCAAGAAACUACAACUUAAAGAUCAAGAGCUCCAGAUGUACAAGGAGCGGUAUGAUGAGUUUCAGUCAACAAUCAAGAAGAGUGAGGAAAUGUUCUCAAAGUUUAAAACAGAAAUGGAUAAGAUGGGUAAGCGUUGUAAGAAGCUAGAGAAGGAUGGAGCCCAGUGGAAGACCAAGUGGGAGGGGGGAAACCGGGCACUCCUAGAGAUGGCAGAAGAGAAAACUCGCUAUGACAGGGAGCGAGGGAUGUUGAUGGCGAAGGUGAGCAAGCUUGAGUCUCUGUGUCGAGCCAUGCAGGCAGAGAGACAGGCAAGAAAACUCCUAGAGACAGAACAAAUGGCUGAUGAGAUGUCAAAACUGGGUCUGAAACCUGAAGAAAUGUCUGUCACAAAUGAUGCACCAGUAAUGGAGACAGAGGGGGCAGAGAUAGGGGGGUCAAGCUCACCGACAGAGGGGGCAGGGGACCUCUCAGUCAAUAGUGAUAACACCUCAUGUGCUUCAGAGCAGACUGGCACCACUGUGAUCAAGCAGGAACCGCUUGCCCCUGAUUCCAGCCAAUCGGAGGCUUCCUCUGAAGGAAACGGCCAAUCAGAAAAUCAAAAUCUUGAGGCCAACAGUCCCAGCCAAUCGGAAGACAAACAGGCACCUGAACCCAGCCAAUCAAAUGAAGAAUCUUGAUUGACCCUGUUUUGAAUUCAAUCUGUGUGCUGGAUAUUUUACUAAAAGACUAGAUCCAUUUAAAUAAUAAUUAUUGAACAAAGAUUGUGAAAAAGAACUUAUCAUUAUUUUGGUAACAUUCUAGUAUGCAGUGUUUCUGUGUCAUUUGUUUGCAUACUCAUUUCUAUACAAUUUGCAGCAGCAACAUAGUUGUUUAGCAAUGUUUUCAUGACAAAAAUAAUCAUUUUUUCCCUUAAUUCAAGUAAAAUGGAAACACCGUGUUAUUUUACAAAUGAAUUUUCAGAAAAAUAAUGACAUGUCAUAUAAUGUCAUUUCAUUAGAGUGAAAAUAUUUUUAAUUCUAAAGCUGUAUGGACAAGCUUAAAAUCAUGCAGGCUGGUAAGAAGGCUUUUAUAUAUGAAAUCAAUUGUAUUUUGAUGGUCACAGAUUAAUAGUUUCACAUAUACAUGUUUGUACUGAUGUCUGGGACGUAUUAAGAUAGUUGAACAACUUAUCUUGUGCUUUGCUUGUGUGUUGUUUAUUUAUUGCGAAUAAAUGUCCGACCUUGAGAAUGGUAAUGUUCGAACAAAAAACAUAUGCAUGUUAUCACCACAAUGUAACAUUAUGCGCAUUGCCAUGUCUGGUCAAGUACAUAUUGUACUUUAGUAAAACUUUUGAUAUUUGUCAAAAGAAAUAAAGGUUUGUUUAUGACAA